Messenger RNA from Danio aesculapii, 4458 nucleotides. It is a transcript of the gene tgfbr1b, whose product is annotated as transforming growth factor, beta receptor 1 b. Gene Ontology annotation, molecular function: ATP binding; SMAD binding; activin binding. The coding region runs from base 117 to 1640 and encodes 507 amino acids. Gene Ontology annotation, cellular component: activin receptor complex; plasma membrane. Lineage: Eukaryota; Metazoa; Chordata; Actinopteri; Cypriniformes; Danionidae. The transcript has 9 exons. Gene Ontology annotation, biological process: activin receptor signaling pathway; protein phosphorylation; heart development. The record is from RefSeq and is a predicted model, not a curated record.
CGCGAGUCUGUGAGUGUUUUGUGUGCCGCUUUCAGUCCUCCAGCAGCAGCUUCAGUCUCUACAACUGGAGUCCAGCAGGAGAAUAGAAGAGGAGCGGGAUUAUCUCCAGGAGGAGGAUGAAGAUGACGAUGAUGAUGAUGAAGAUGAUGAUGGAGGUAGUGCCGUGUAGACUCGUGUUUCUCGCCGUGUUCUUUGGAGCCCGGGUCCAGCAAACUGAAGGCUUACAGUGCUACUGUCACCGCUGCCCGAACCACACGUGUACGACGGACGGGCUGUGUUACGUGUCCAUCACCCGCGCGGGCAGCGUGACCACACAGCAGAGCUGGUGCAUCGGUGAGGGGGAGCUGAUCCCGCGCGACCGCCCCUUCGUCUGCGCACCGUCCACCAAAGACGACACCGGCAUCUACCCGCUCUGCUGCGACACCGACUGGUGCAACAAGAACCCCGACCUCAUCCCAAUCCCAGUGCCGACGCAGAAGCCUCCCGCUCUGGGGCCCGUGGCGUUCGCAGCACUGAUCGCGGGGCCGGUGUGUGUGCUGUGUUUCCUGAUGGUCACCGUCUUCUACAUCUGCCACAGCCGCUCCGUCAUUCACCACCGCGUGCCCAGCGAGGAGGACCCGUCCCUGGACCACCCCUUCAUCACUGUGGGCACCACACUCAAAGACCUGAUCUACGACAUGACCACAUCUGGAUCUGGCUCCGGUCUGCCUCUGCUGGUGCAGCGUACGAUCGCUCGCACCAUCAUCCUGCAGGAGAGCAUCGGUAAGGGCCGGUUCGGGGAGGUGUGGCGCGGCCGCUGGAGAGGAGAGGAGGUGGCGGUGAAGAUCUUCUCCUCCAGAGAGGAGCGCUCCUGGUUCCGGGAGGCCGAGAUCUAUCAGACCGUCAUGCUGAGACACGAGAACAUCCUGGGCUUCAUCGCCGCCGACAACAAAGAUAACGGCACAUGGACUCAGCUGUGGCUGGUGUCUGAUUAUCAUGAGCACGGCUCUCUGUUCGAUUACCUGAACCGCUACACAGUGACUGUAGAGGGGAUGAUCAAACUCUCUCUGUCCACCGCCAGCGGCCUCGCUCACCUGCACAUGGAGAUCGUCGGCACACAGGGGAAGCCUGCGAUCGCCCACCGGGAUCUGAAGUCUAAGAAUAUUCUGGUGAAGAAGAACGGCACGUGCUGUAUUGCAGACUUGGGUUUGGCCGUCCGGCACGACUCCGCCACAGACACCAUCGACAUCGCCCCCAAUCACAGAGUCGGCACCAAACGGUAUAUGGCUCCAGAAGUGCUGGAUGAUUCCAUAAACAUGAAGCAUUUCGAGUCCUUCAAGAGGGCUGAUAUCUACGCCAUGGGCCUGGUGUUCUGGGAGAUCGCCAGCCGCUGCUCUAUCGGAGGUAUUCAUGAAGAUUAUCAGCUGCCGUAUCAUGAUCUGGUCCAGUCGGACCCAUCAGUGGAGGAGAUGCGGAGGGUGGUGUGUGAACAGAAACUGAGGCCAAACAUCCCCAACAGAUGGCAGAGCUGCGAGGCUCUGCGUGUGAUGGCUAAGAUCAUGCGGGAGUGCUGGUAUGCUAACGGAGCGGCUCGACUGACGGCGCUGCGCAUCAAGAAGACUCUUUCCCAGCUCAGCCAGCAGGAGGGAAUCAAGAUGUAGAUCUUCGCCGAGCAUUCUGGGAAACGCUGUUCACACGGACUGCAUCAGCAGCACAGCGGCGGCGGAUCUCCAGUUUCUAGCCUCCAGACUCCAGCUCGGGUUUGUGUGCAGAAAAACUGAUUUCUGUGGGACCUUCUUUUGCACCUUGUGUUUGAGCUUCUCACUGCAGUUCUUCAGGUUUUUCUUUAUUUUUGCAAAAAAAACACCACCACCGACUCAUUGGGAGAUUCGUCAACAGGGGGACGUGUUUUAAAUGAUUCAUUAUGUGCCCUGGCAGACAUCUGGCUGCAUUACCUGUAGAAAACUAAAGCUACCAGGUGGUUUUCUGUUCCUUUCACACUACAUCUGACCGCUUACCCCCAUAUGGAGGAGCUUUCCUGAGCGGUCAGUUUGCUCUGCAGCUCACCUUGUACAGUGUCAGACUUGGGACGCAGAGUAGACCAGGGAUGGAAUCUGGCGAAGGACAGUGUCAGAAACCAGAAACCCAAAACCCCAUGAUGCACUUUUCUCUUCUAAUUUGUUUUGAAAACACUAGCAGAUUAGGGAAGAGGAGUGGGGCAGUCGAAAGCUCAUCUACAGUGCUCAGCGUAUACGUGAUCACCCCUCAUACAUCACUCUUUUAAAUUCAUGUUUAAUAGGAAGCUCUACAAUAUUAUAUGUGUGCAUAUACAUUAGAUUAGUCAGUACUGAAGCCAAAUCUGGAGCUUAUUGAACUAAAUAACCCACGAUAACGCUCCAGAAACUAGCACAGCCAAGUGUAUAUGUUAUAGAAAAUAUUAAAUACAAAUUUAACAAAGAGGAAGAAUCAAAAGAAGCAAAACAUGAAGAAUUUAGAGGAAAUUUUGUAGCUUGUAAUUUAUUUUUGCAAUAUUUAUCUUGAAUUCAAUUGUAUUAUCUUUCGAUUUCUAAAUAUAAAUUAAAGUAUAAAUUUUAUAAAUAUAUCUGUUUAAUAAAUCAGUUUUGAUUAAAUGCACCAAAACACACUGCCUAUAUUCACUAAGAAAUGGAGGAAAUAUUAAUCUUCAAAAUGAGCUGUCCUCAGUUAUGCUGAGCACUGUAAAUGUAUUAUUAAAAGGACGUAUAAAUGUCACGUACAAUGGGGAAACAUGGCCCAAUGACGUAUUUGAUAUUGUCAAAAAUGUACACCGCGGCCUCUAGUGGAUAUGUGAGAAAUUACAGGUAUGAAAAAACGUAGCUUAGUAACAUUUGAGAUGGUCAGGAAUAUGCACAAGCGGCCUAUAGUGGACCUAAGAGAAAUUGCAUGUAUGAGCAAACGUGGCUUAAUGACAUAUUUGAGAUCAUCAAAAACGUACAUGGCAGCCUCUAGUGGAUUUCAGAGAAAUUGCACAUACAGGUAAACAUGGCCAAGCGACGUAUUUGAGAUUUGCAGAAAAUGUACACGGCGCCCUCUUGUGCAUUGACGAAAAAUUGCACAAAUGAGCUAAUGUGACCCGGUGACGUAUUUGAGAUUGUCAGAAAUGUACAUGGUGGCCACUAGUGGAUUUACAGAAUUUGUACGUAAAGAUGGCCAAUGACGUAUUUGAGAUUUGCAAAAAAUGUACACGACACCCUCUUGUGGAUCGACAAAAAAAUGUCAAAACUGUGCAAACAUGGCCCGGUGACAUCUUUGAGUGUCAAAAAGGUACAUGGCAGCCUCUAGAGGAUUUACGAAAAACUGCACGUAUGAGAAAACAUGACCAAGAGACGUAUUAAAGAUUCACAGAAAUAUACACAACAGCCUCUAGUGGAUUUACGAAAAAUUGCACAUACGAGUAAACAUGGUGCAGUGACAUUCCAGAUUCGAGAUUGUCAACAAUCGCACAUUGUACUGGUUGAUUUUGGAGAAAUUCCACAUACACAUGGCGUAGUGACGUACUUCAGAUUGUCAUAAAUGUACUCGGCGCCCUCUAUUAGAUUUAUGAGGAAUUGCACUUAGGAGGAACCGUGGCCCAAUAGCAGCGUAUUCUAGAUUGUCAACCGUACGCAGCAGCCUCUGGUGGGUUUAGGAGAGCCUGCACAUAUGAGCAAACAUAGGCCAGUGACAUAUUGAGACUGUCUGGUGGACUAGUGAAAUCAAAAGCUUCCAGCAGACGUGGCCCUGAGCACAUAUUCCCCAAUAAAACACAUCCCUGUGUGUGAAUCUCCAAUGAGCCGGUGUUGAAAAGGAAACUGGACCCGACCUCAUUCAGUCUAGCGCACACACACAUGCUGUGACACAUAUGCAAUAUAGAUGAAGCGAUCGACUUUAUAUUUUUACUGCUCUGCUACAACAAAUACCACGACAACCAUGCCUUCCAAGCCAGGUGUAACCAGAAAGUGCCACUGCUUUGAACCAACAAACCAACCAACAACCAACCAACCACGGACCCUCGCGGCGUGCGGUCGGUCCAGCAGACCACCGUCUCUUAUGCACACCCGCCGGUGCCAUGUCCAUCCGCUCUGCUCCUCAUCCUUCCCAUGAUGCAGUGCUGAUGCAGACGCUACAACCGUCAGACCUCUCAUCCCAGCAUGCACUGCGGCCGCAGUACUGGAACACGCCCACAGGGGGCGGAGCACACUACCAGAACACAGGAAGAUUCCCUCAUGCUUUAGAAGCUGAUUGUGUGUUCAGUGAGGAGGAGCGUAUACCCAGCAGAGUACUGUAGAGCUGUGAACGAUUAGUGCUGUCUUACAGAAGAGAUUUAUUAUUGAGCAGCAGUGUUCCUCCAUUUCUCUCAGUCAAUGCUGGUGGCUCAGUGGUUAGCACAGCAAGAAGGUCUCUGGUUUGAGUCCCGGCUGGGUCAGUGUGUGUUUCUGUGUGGAGUUUGCAUGUUCUCCC